AUGGCGCGAACUAAGAAAAAUCGCCAAACGCUCGGUGGGCAGCUACAAUCCGCCCGCGCUAAGCACGACACUGCGCUUGAAGCGGAAAUUCUAGGAAAGCUCGCAGACAAAGCAAACAAGCCUCCGAAAGUCAAGAAGCCAAAGACAACUGAUGGCAAGGAAGGACAGACUACUGAAGGUGGCAAGACUUCCAGUCAAAAGAAGGCCCCAAAGGAAAAGAAAGAAAAGCGCAACGGCCUUAAAAAGAAGAAGGAGCUCAAGGCGACGCUCGCUUCAAGCCUAUCGAUUGCUCCUCACAAUGCGGGUGAGUUGAUCAAGCGCGCAAAUUCCCAAUUCACUUUCAGCGAAAUGUUACGGGCAGCAAGUUCUUUGGAUGAAUCGGGUGGUGGAGAUUUCACGGAAGCGGAAUUCAUGGCGAAGGCAGCAGAAAUACGUGAGGUUGGUGCACAGGGCGAAGGAGCAGUGCAGUCAAAGGCUGAGCGCAAGGCUGAGCGGAAGGCCCAAGCCAAGGYCAAGCAGGGCAAGAACAUGACAGGUGUAGAGAAGAAGAAAGGAGAGUCAAGCAGUCGGGUCCCCGAACCUCAGCAGAGUCAUAUCCCAGAAGCUCAGCAAAGUCAGCAGUCGAGCGAAGUCACUCCAGACAAGAUCGCGCUGCCCGGCAACAAUGGGUUCUCGAAGGACUUCUGGAUGGACCUCGCGGGUUCUCGAGAAGCUGCCGCUGUAGCUGCUUUGUGA
Molecule: messenger RNA, 735 nt
Organism: Ramularia collo-cygni
Lineage: Eukaryota; Fungi; Ascomycota; Dothideomycetes; Mycosphaerellales; Mycosphaerellaceae
Exons: 4
Coding region: 1-735 (244 amino acids)
Source: RefSeq, a predicted model, not a curated record